Penicillium macrosclerotiorum is the source of this 753-nucleotide messenger RNA. RefSeq names its product RelA/SpoT. The coding region runs from base 1 to 753 and encodes 250 amino acids. The transcript has a single exon. NCBI's taxonomy places the organism in Eukaryota, Fungi, Ascomycota, Eurotiomycetes, Eurotiales, Aspergillaceae. The record is from RefSeq and is a predicted model, not a curated record.
AUGUCUGCGCCCUCCAACCUUCCUGAUCGAGAAGGAGAUGAUAUGACUGAGUUCUCGAACGCCCAUGAGGUCGUAGAGUAUUUUCAAACCCUUCUUGGAUCCUUUGAAAAUCUCCGACUGACGUCAAAGGACUUGGAACUCGAGGCUGGUCCGUCUGCGGAUGCAUUGAAAUGGUUCCUCGAAUUGACUGGAAGGAACAAUAGAGUUGCUUUCAGGCGUCUCGUGGAGGAGACCUUUAAGCCCCGGAAAUAUGAAUCAUUGAAAAUGACAUACUAUGGUCCACCGCAUUUCGAAGGGUUCACUUGUGGACUUUAUCUUAUCGAUAUGGAACUACUAGUCGACCGAAAUGGGAUUUUUGCUAGUUUUGACAUGCCGAUUUCAACCGUGGAGAAAAUUGAUAUCAUCCUGAGUACGAUUUUUUGGAUCGAUGAACUUGAUUCUUCGGAAAGAUGGAAAAUGGCGUUCGUCAGCUUUGAUCAAGGCCGCCUUGAAGAGUACCUCAAAUUACUCUGGGGAACUCAUAUGAUCCGUUAUUUCAACAACCCUCAGCUGGGUCUACCAAAUGAAUUGGAUAAAACUGUCAAUCAACUAUGGGUGUGGCUUGAUACGCAUAACCAGCGGCCGAUCAAACUAGUAUUUUCCAUGGCUCGUCACGGAUUAAUGUGGAAUAUUCAGAGAAAAGGGCAGAUGCGUAGACUUCGGUUCAUCAUUGAGGAUUUGGAUGAAGCAAAGAAUAACCUGAAUAAACGUUAG